Vombatus ursinus (common wombat) is the source of this 4039-nucleotide messenger RNA. RefSeq names its product WD and tetratricopeptide repeats 1 (gene WDTC1). The transcript is spliced from 16 exons. Lineage: Eukaryota; Metazoa; Chordata; Mammalia; Diprotodontia; Vombatidae. The record is from RefSeq and is a predicted model, not a curated record. Gene Ontology annotation, cellular component: cytoplasm; Cul4-RING E3 ubiquitin ligase complex. Gene Ontology annotation, molecular function: protein binding. Gene Ontology annotation, biological process: negative regulation of fatty acid biosynthetic process. The coding region runs from base 144 to 2216 and encodes 690 amino acids.
CGCCGGACGGGGCCGGCCCGGUCGCUGCCCCCCGCCGCGCCGACAUGGGCUCCUGAAGUUGCACCGGCCGCUCGCUGCUCUGCUCCGGGACGAGGCCUGACAGGUAAUUACAUGUGUGCCCCCUGGUACUGGGCUUGGCUGGAAUGCUUGGGGGUACAGAAGAUCCUUCUAGAGCCUCCCUUUUCCUACCCCAUUUUGAGAAGAUGGCAAAAGUCAACAUAACUAGAGACCUCAUUCAUAGGCAGAUAAAGGAGCGGGGUGCAUUGAGCUUCGAGCGGCAUUACCAUGUCACAGAUCCAUUCAUCCGGCGCCUGGGCCUAGAAGCUGAGUUGCAGGGUCACUCAGGAUGUGUAAACUGCCUGGAAUGGAAUGAGAAAGGAGAUUUGCUAGCGUCUGGCUCCGAUGACCAGCACACCAUCGUGUGGGAUCCCUUGCACCACAAGAAGCUCCUCUCCAUGCAUACGGGGCACACAGCCAACAUCUUCUCUGUCAAGUUUCUGCCUCAUGCUGGGGAUCGGAUCUUGAUCACGGGAGCAGCUGAUUCUAAAGUACACGUGCAUGACCUGACUGUGAAAGAGACGAUCCAUAUGUUUGGAGACCACACAAACCGGGUGAAGCGCAUCGCCACGGCCCCGAUGUGGCCCAACACCUUCUGGAGCGCUGCAGAGGAUGGGCUCAUCCGUCAGUAUGACCUUCGAGAGAAUAGUAAACACUCAGAGGUGCUGAUCGACCUGACCGAGUAUUGUGGCCAGCUGGUGGAGGCCAAAUGCCUCACAGUCAACCCCCAAGACAACAACUGCCUGGCGGUAGGGGCCAGUGGACCCUUUGUGCGGCUCUAUGAUAUCCGAAUGAUCCACAAUCACAGAAAAAGCAUGAAGCAAGGCCCUUCAGCUGGUGUGCACACGUUCUGUGACCGGCGGAAGCCCCUCCCUGACGGUGCUGCCCAGUACUACGUGGCAGGGCACUUACCAGUGAAGCUGCCGGACUACAAUAACCGCCUUCGAGUGCUGGUUGCUACCUACGUCACCUUCAGUCCCAAUGGCACCGAGCUGUUGGUCAACAUGGGAGGGGAACAGGUCUAUUUGUUCGACCUGACGUACAAGCAGAGACCAUAUACCUUUCUCCUGCCAAGGAAAUGUCACUCAUCAGGGGAGGUCCAGAAUGGCAAGAUGUCCACCAAUGGCAUGUCCAACGGGCUCCACCUGCACAGCAAUGGCUUUCGAUUGUCAGAAGGCAGAGCACACGUAAGUCCCCAAGCAGAGCUGCCUCCAUCCCUAGAGCGAGUAAAGCAGCAGGCCAAUGAGGCUUUUGCCUGCCAGCAGUGGACUCAAGCCAUCCAGCUUUACAGCAAAGCUGUGCAGAAGGCCCCCCACAACGCGAUGCUCUACGGGAACCGAGCUGCUGCCUACAUGAAGCGCAAGUGGGAUGGGGACCACUAUGAUGCCCUGAGGGAUUGCCUCAGGGCCAUCUCCCUGAACCCCUGCCACUUGAAGGCUCAUUUCCGUCUAGCCCGAUGCCUCUUCGAGCUCAAGUAUGUGGCUGAGGCCCUGGAGUGUCUGGAUGACUUCAAAGGAAAAUUCCCGGAGCAGGCCCACAGCAGUGCCUGUGAUGCUCUAGGCCGGGACAUCACUGCAGCUCUCUUCUCUAAGAGUGAUAGUGAGGAAAAGAAGGGUGGCGGUCCUGUGCGACUGAGGAGCACCAGCCGAAAGGACUCCAUCUCCGAAGACGAGAUGGUGCUACGGGAGCGGAGCUAUGACUACCAGUUCCGGUACUGUGGGCACUGCAAUACCACCACCGACAUCAAGGAAGCAAACUUCUUCGGCAGCAAUGCACAGUAUAUUGUCAGCGGUUCGGAUGAUGGCUCCUUCUUCAUCUGGGAGAAAGAGACUACUAACCUGGUGCGUGUGCUGCAGGGGGAUGAGUCCAUCGUCAACUGCCUGCAGCCCCACCCCAGCUACUGCUUCCUGGCCACCAGCGGCAUCGACCCCGUCGUGAGGCUCUGGAACCCUCGGCCCGAGAGUGAAGACCUCACAGGGCGAGUGGUCGAGGACAUGGAGGGGGCUUCUCAGGCCAACCAGCGCCGGAUGAACGCUGAUCCCCUGGAGGUGAUGCUGCUCAACAUGGGCUAUCGGAUCACGGGCCUGAGCAGUGGAGGCGCAGGGGCUUCUGAUGAUGAGGACAGCUCUGAGGGGCAGGUCCAGUGCCGGCCCAGCUAAGGCCUAGCCUGCGCCUCCCACGUCCUCACCGGGGAGGAGGAGGAGGAGGGGGAGGGGGAGGGGUUUAGUUCUGGUUUUUCUUUUUGUUUUGGGGUUUUUUAUCCCCCUCCAGACUCCCCCCACCCCGUUUUGUUUGUUUGUUUGGGGGUGGAGGGUGGGGGACAGUACAGCUCAUUGGCUUCCAGACUCUUGGGGGUGACUGUUCCAGGCCCAGAGCAGAAGCUUCUUCCAGCAGCCUCCCUCCUCCUGCCCCUGGCAGCAAGUCCUCUGGCAUCAGGCUGCUGGGAAAGGGGGUUAGGCAUGUGUGAGGGCAAGAGUGUAGCCCCAGUAAGUGGAGCCCUUCUAUGACUACAGAGGGGGUCAUGGGGUGUGAAGGAGGAAUCUUGGGCUACAAAUGCCCUUGGCUCUGGUUAGUUUUUGUCCUUGAGUCCUUGGAGAGCUGGCCUGUCUCCCUGCGUCCUCCAGGGUGGUCAGGGAUGAGGCUUUGGCCAAGUCUGGCAUCUGCUCAGCGCUCCUCCUCCCUUCUUCCCUGGAGGCAGGGUCCUGAAGUGGUGGGAGCAGACUGAAGGAAAGCAAACCUCACCCCACCCUGGCUAGACUGGAGAGUGCAGGCUAAUGCAGCCUCAUAGGAGGAGAGCUCCCUGGUCCUGAUGUCCUGGCCCCCAGUUCUCUCUCAAUUAGCAGCCUCAAUUAACUCAUUCCCUUUAUGUUCCUGGGAAAGUGGUUGGGGCCUAGAGCCACUGGCCCUGGCAGAGAAUAGCCUUUCACUAUGCUAAUACCCCCUCUCCAACUCUGCUUGGCCUCACUGUGACCUCUGCCCCAGAGCCUGUUGGCAUCCUCCCCUGCCCCUCAUCUCUUCCAGCAUCAAUGCUGAGCAUAAUGCUAAGUAAGGGCUCCUUUCUACCAUCCCUCCCCUGGCUAUGGAGUUCUCUCCUCCUGCCUUUCCUGUCCAUUUUACAUUCCCUGUUGUGCUGAGCCUCUGGACACCAAGGAAGUGACGGCUUUCCUGUCUGUCUCCUCCAUAGGGGCCACCCCACCCCUCAUGUCCAUCUGCACAUGCUGGUGGAGAAGAGGGUCUCAUUCACCCUCCCCCAUGUCCUCCUCUUCCUAUAGAGUGUUGCACCAGCCAAGGCUUCCACUGCCCCUUGCUUCUCAGGUCCCACCCUCCCCACCUCCAAGCCAAGGACACUUGGAAAAGGUAGAUACUAUUCUCCCCACCUUCCAGUCAGAAGGAGGGCACUUCUGAGCACCUCUCUGCCUCUGCUGGCUAGUCAGGCUGAGAAUCAUUUUAAAAUCCAUUUCAUUGUUUUAAAAGCAAAAUUAGGGGUGGGUUUGGAGGAAAGGUGGACAGUGAAGGUCUCGGGGCGUCUUUCUGCUGCUUCACUCCCUGAAAGGCAGGGGCAGCUUCUCCCUACCUUCUUUCCUUCCCCUCCCCUCCCUCCUUUCCUCCUUCCCUCCUUCCUAUCCUCGCUUGGUAAUGAAGUAUAUUUAUUGGUGAAGGAGACAGCUGCUGCUGGGACUUGCUCUCCCCUCUCUUUCCCCUGACUUUUCUAACCCAGAAAGGGAGAAGCAGGUGGGCAGGGCUCCCUGAGGAGGGAGGGGAUGGGAGGCCUGGCAUAGCCCCUUAGCUUUCCUGCCUCUAAGCCGACACUCACUCUGCUCCAGCCCAGGGCCCUCCACCCUCCCCCCAGUGUGGAAGAAACACAAAAGCCUUACUGUCUACUUGGGCAGGAGCAGAAUAUUUUUGUUCCUCUGCCCCCCCCUCCCCACCCCCAGCAGAGUGAGGGUGAUGAUGCAAUUGAUUAAAAAACAUUUUGUUCUAG